AUGACGUCCGCCGCGACACCCUCGAAACCACCUCAGCAACCCCCGCAGCAGCAGACCAGCCCUCCGCAGCAACAUGUUCAAGCGCCAACAAACCCUACGUCCCCGCCAAGCAAGCGGGAUCUGAAGUCGUGGUGGAAGAGGUUCCAAACCCAGUCAAAACACCAUGACACCCGAGGUAAGGCUGCGACGGACACAAUUGACGGACAAAGCCACCCAAGCAUCUCAAAUGAGGCACUGCCUGUCCAUGUGGGGGGUGCAUCAGCAUGGCUAACGUGGUUCUUCUCAGAAACGCGACCUCCGGGCAUCUUUGGCGUGCCUCUACGGCAGAGCAUCACAUAUGCCAACGUCGCAAUCUCUCUUGUGGACGAUGACGGGAAGAGCUACAUCUACGGAUAUGUACCCAUUGUCGUUGCCAAGUGCGGUGUCUUCUUGAAAGAGAAAGCUACGGGGGUUGAGGGUAUCUUUCGUCUCAGCGGGUCAGAGAAACGGAUCAAAGAGCUAAAGCUAGCAUUCGACUCGCCAGAUCGUUAUGGAAAGGGCCUGGUCUGGGAUGGUUACACGGUUCAUGAUGCUGCUAAUGUCCUUCGCCGUUACCUGAACGACCUGCCGGAGCCUGUAGUUCCACUGGAACUGUACAAGAAAUUCAGAGAUCCUCUCCGUGGACACACGAGGCAAGCUGUAGGCGACACCGAAGGCACCCAGUUGGUGGAGAACUUCAACGAAAUGGAGGCCAUCACCAAGUACCAAGCCCUGAUCAAGGACCUACCGCCUCUCAACCGACAACUGCUUCUCUACAUCUUGGAUUUGCUGGCAGUCUUUGCCGCUAAGGCUGACGAGAACCGCAUGACGGCCCAGAACUUGGCGGCCAUCUUUCAGCCGGGCAUGCUGUCGCACCCAGCCCAUGCCAUGGCCCCCGAGGAAUACCGUCUUAAUCAAUGUGUUAUCAUCUUCUUGAUAGAGAACCAAGAUCAUUUCCUGAUCGGUAUGCAGGGUACUGCAGCAGACGAGAAGACGAAGCAGGACAUUGAAAACGGCACCCCGCCCAUCGUCUCGCCUUCGACGCCAAGUCGAAAGUCGGGGGUCGCCAGGUCAGCCUCCAGUGCGAGCGCCGGUGCCGAGAGCGUCAGCAGAGAUGGCAAGAUCCGACGGAAUCGCUCCACGUCCUCGCGGCAUUCCCGGCACUCGAACGGUGCUUCAACACCAAACAGCCCAGCAUUGGUCUCGACUGCCAGCGGCGGACUUGCUAGAAGCAACACUGUCCCAUCCAAAAAGUCGCCCAACAUCGCCUCGGCCCGCUUCAACCGACACGACUCGCCUGCUGUGGCGAUUGCACCCGCCUCGCCUUCACCCAUUGGCCUGAGUCUUGCUCCUCCGUCCACUGUAAGUGAAGAAGCGGCCCCCGCCUCAGAGCGACAUUCUCCUGCAACUUCAAGUGUGACGCCCAUGGUGUCAGGCUCGACUUUGAUGCCUAUACCCAGCGCAGCGGCCCGAAGUCAGGAGGGACUUUUAGAGCCAACCUUGGAAGCCGCGACUCCGGCCAAGGAAAGGGCUGCGCUGCAGAAUCUUUUCCAGCGCUCGCCUACUUCCGACAGCGAGAAACGGCAGCCGAAUAAGCUCCGGAAAAAGAGGAUGCCCGGGAGUGCUAACCCUAGUGCGCAAAGCUCAACCGCGUCCCUGACAGAUUCCGGAGCGAUUUCCCCAGCCGUCGAACCGUCUAGUCAACCGGAGAAGACGGCUUAUUUAGAGCAAUCCGUGCCCGAGAACGCGCCGUUGACCGAGACUCCGUCUGAACCUACUCCAAGAGCUUCUCAGGUCCCCUCGGUCCCUUCGGCGAGUGCAUUCCCCGCGCCCGCAUCGGAAAGCAAUAGGUCUCUGAAGCCCAAGAAUUCACCGUCGACAUCACUCCAUUCCUCGUUCAACGAAGGCUCCGACCUAGACCAGGUGGAAGAUACCCUCCCCGCGCCUACAUUAACUACCAGCGAGCAAGCAGACAAGGAGAAGAAACGACGUUGGAGGAUAUCUCGAAGAAAGGAGGAAAUGAUACCAACCUCGCCGGCUCAGAAUCUGGGUGCAAAUAGCCAUGCGGAAGCGAGCACUUCAUCUAUAGGCAGUGGCGGACAUCGCCCUAGAAAAUCGUGGACUGGUGAGUCUUCAGACGUAGCUGCGACUAUAGCAGAGAGCGAGGCCGGAAGUCGGGACACAAGGGAUGAAUCUCGAGGGCCCCUUGGCUGGAUUAAGAGCAAGUACAGAGAGGCCAAAGAAAACGCCGACCACAAGCGGACCAAGUCCCCUCCAGGGGAAAGCGGCCACGGGUCCCAUGGAUCCCAUGGGUCCAUAUCUUUCAGAGGAAAGAGCCUCGACAUUAAGAGAAGCAAUGAGGAGAAAAGAGGCGCACAUCCAUCACAGAUGCCUGCAGACAUCCCUCUACCAAUGUCCCCACCACCGGUGCCUAGGACGCACGACGAAAGGCCGAGAGCUCCUUAG
Messenger RNA from Pseudomassariella vexata, 2484 nucleotides. RefSeq lists its product as uncharacterized. Gene Ontology annotation, cellular component: cell cortex. Lineage: Eukaryota; Fungi; Ascomycota; Sordariomycetes; Amphisphaeriales; Pseudomassariaceae. The record is from RefSeq and is a predicted model, not a curated record. The coding region runs from base 1 to 2484 and encodes 827 amino acids. Gene Ontology annotation, biological process: regulation of fungal-type cell wall organization; activation of GTPase activity; signal transduction. Gene Ontology annotation, molecular function: GTPase activator activity. The transcript is spliced from 2 exons.